AUGCUCGUGCUAGGCGUUUCGGUUGCUGCUCUCAGGCUCACAACGCCUACAAGACCCGCCCUUCACCCUGCCCUCGCUCUCGCUCCUCAUCUCCUCCUCGCUCUCUCGAUCAUCUCCUCGAUCGCCUGGAUCGCGUGGGUGCACGUUCGGGCGGCGCGAAGACGAGACGCGGCGCAUGCGACGGUCAGCAAUGGCACGGCGGGCUCGCUUGCGGAGCGGCAGCCUCUGCUGAACGGCGAGGACGACUCGGUGCGAAGUGGGGUGAAGUUGGGAGGAGAGGACAGCGAGGGCCCGACAGGCUGGGAGCUCUUGCUGGGCAUCGCAAAGGUCUUGGUCGCAGUGGCGCUGGUCGGCGUGACCGUCGGAAAGUUGCUGGGCGUGGAGGACGGCUCGAAAACGCGGUGGACGAGGGUUUUCGAAGGUGGAAUGAUCGCUGUGCCCGCCUACGUCGUCGUGAUGAGCGCCGCGAUCAUCGCCGACAAUCGACUCACGCAACUUGUUCGCAUCCAGCAGGCUGCAGUGAGCAGCGGACUCGUGCUGUUCUCGGCAGCCGUCUUCGUUUGGCCUUUCCUCUUCUUCGACCACCCUACCCUUACAGCAGCAUGGCGACUGGGCUUUGUCCAAGCAGCACUGGCGACAACCCUCUGCCUCAUCAUGCUUGCGACGCCUACACGAUACCAACCUCGACUCACCGGCGCACCGCCAAAUCCUGCUCAGGCUGCUUCACCCCUCUCGCGCCUCUUCUUCUCCUUCCUCGAGUCGCGCAUGGUCCGAUACUACGCCGCGACCUCUAGUCGACUCGAUCGCUUCCUACGACUUGACUACACCGCCAAAGACUUUGCGUCCUACGUCCCUCCGCUUUCGGACAUAUUGCACUCCGACUACGUUCUGCGCCGCUUCCGCUGGACGGGCGACCCGGUCAGCAGUCGCGACGACGACGAAGAUGGCGAGCAAGAGGAGCCUGCACCCCGCACGGGCGAGAUCCUCCAGUUCGCCAUGGAGAACAAGAAGGACUUGCUCAUCAUCGUCGCCUUUGCGUCCUCCUGGAUCGGCUGGAUCUUCGUUACGCCCCUCUCGAUGAACCUCCUUCUCCGAUACGUCCAGCAAUCCGAGUCGCCACCGUUCGGCCUCUCGCCUUACCUCUUCGUCGUGCUGAUCCUCGUUGCGCCAAUCGCCUCGUCGGUCAGCUACCAGUCCGCCCUAUACCGACUCGCGCUACUCGGUCUACGACUACGGGCGGUGCUCGGUCACGCCAUCUACGCCAAGCUCCUGCGUAUCAAGGCGGGUGGUGGAAGCGAGAAGCACGCGGAGAAGGGGAAGCCGUCAAAACAGACGAGCGGUGCGGGUGGCAGUGAAGCGGUCGGACGCGUCAACAAUCUCGUCGGCACCGACAUUGACGGGAUCACUUCUUCCCUCGCAUCCGCCCUCCAACUUCUCGGCGUCCUUCCAAAGUUGGUCGUCUCCCUCGUCUUCCUGUACUUCCUCCUCGGCUGGUCCGCCUUCGUCGCUCUCGGUUCCAUCGUCCUCUUCGCACCCAUCUCCAACGUUGUCAGUCGCCGCUAUGGCGCUGUGCAGGAAGAGAUCAUGCAGGCCACGGACAAACGGAUCACGCUCGUUCAGGAGCUGCUCAACUCGAUCCGCACACUUAAGAUGUUCGCGUGGGAGAAACCGAGCAUGAAGCGCAUUGGCGAAGCGAGGGACAUGGAGCUUGGGCGCAUCACGAAGCGUGCCAAGGUGUACGGCGGCAUGAUGUUCCUGUCGACGGGAGUUCCUGCCGUUGUCACCCUCAGCACGUUCGGCGCCUACAUCUUCCUCCAGCACCAGUCGCUUACCGCCUCGACCGCCUUCACCGCCAUGAGCCUGUUUGGACUCUUGCGCGAAGCCGUCAUCUCCGCCACCUAUCUCCUCUCGGCCUUCAUGCGCGCGCGCGUCUCGCUCGGACGAAUCACGCGUUUCAUCCAGGACACCGAAGAGCUCGACGAACGUGCGCGUACCUUCGUCGACUCACCCUCCGCCGGCUCCUCUACAGCUAUCAACGGCGACGCAACAGACGAGGCCGGUAUCGCCAUCGAAGCCGACUCUAUUUUCCGCUUCUCUCGCUACGACGAUGCCGCUUUCACGCUCACGCUGACCGGCGACGGCGGUUCGACCCUCCGCUUCCCUCGCGGGAAGACCACGAUUAUCGCUGGCGACGUCGGCAGCGGCAAGAGCGCCUUGCUUCUCGCCUUACUCGGCGAGCUCCACGUCGUCAGCGGAGGCGUCCAGCUCCGCUCGCCACACAGGGACAGCGUGCCCAAGCUGUCGUUCGCUGCGCAGAGUCCCUGGCUGCAGGACACGUCCGUUCGCCAGAAUAUCCUCUUUGGCGAGGAGUAUGACGACGAGCGGUACCGCGAAACGAUCUUCGCCUGCGCUCUUGAAGACGAUCUGGAGGCUCUACCGGAGGGCGACGAGACUCGCGUCGGUGAGCGAGGACUCUCCAUCGGGCAAAAGCAGCGCAUCGCCCUCGCUCGAGCCAUCUACGCCCGCAGCGACAUCGUCUUGCUUGAUGAUGUCCUUUCAGCCCUCGACAGCAAUAUGGUUCAGCACGUCGUCGAGCACUGCCUCGAUGGACCGCUUCUCGAAAAUCGCACCGUCGUGCUCGUCACGCAUUUCACGAGUCUCUGCGUCCGCAAGCUGCAGAGGUGUGCACUCGUCGUCGAAUUGCACGACGGCAAGGUGACGAAGGCCGCAGCACCGUCGACACAGCUCGAAGCGAAGUCGAACGGCAUGACUCGGUCAUCCUCGUCGACGUCUUUGCGGAGCGAGCGGUCCAAUCCGUCGAAGGGCAGCAAGAACGGCUUCCACGCUGCGGAAGUCAAGCACGGACGCGGCGUCGACGAGAACCGGAUCGACUCGUCCGGUGAAGGGACCGACAUCUCGUGGACGGUCUACCGCAAGUACGCCGCAGCAAUGGGCGGACUCAAGUUCUGGAUUCCUUACGCCGUCGUCAACAUCGUCGCACACGUCUUUAUGCUGGGCCAGGGCUGGUUCGUCGGGCGGUGGGUCGGGGCGCCGGAUCGCGACGUUCGCGCGGCUCGCUACUUCUCGCUCUACGCCGGCAUACAGAUUGUCGCCUCCGUCUCCCUUACCGCCAUGUACCUCCUGCUCAUCUGGGGUGGCAUUCGAGCGUCCCGCCUGAUGCACCGUCGUCUCACCGACCGGAUCUUCGCAGCACCCUUCCGUUGGUGGGAUCGGACGCCUGUCUCGCACGCCAUCAACCGGUUCUCGAAGGACACCGAGGUCCUCGACACCGAGCAGGUGGAGAAUUUGAGCCCAGUGCUCGACUAUGGCUGCCAAGUCCUGUUCGUCGCCGUCGUGAUCUGCGUCGCCCUUCCCGUCUUCUUGCUUCCGGCGGCAAUCAUCAGCGCCGUGUUCUUCUGCAUCGGCCGCCUCUACGUCCGGAACGCGCUUGCCGCACGCAAGGAGGUCGCCGCGGCACGCGCGCCGUUGUUCUCGACGCUGGGCGACUCGACCUCCGGCGUCACGACCAUCCGGGCUUUCGGUCGACAAGAACAUUUCGCGCGCCAAUACAAGGAGCAGACGGAUACGUACAACCAGGUGCAACUAUACGCCGAGGGACUUGAUCGAUGGCUUGAAGAGCGGUCCGACAUGGUUGGCGCGACCGUCUCUUUCAUCGUCGGCUUGCUCUGCCUCUCGUCAGGCUUGAGCUCUGGAGUGACCGGCUUCUUGAUUUCCACCGGCCUCGAGUUCACGUCGCGCAUCCUCUACGUCGUACGAGCCGUCAACAAGAACGAGCUCAGCCUGAACUCGGUCCAGCGCAUCAUCCAGUACAGUACCGAGGUCGAAACAGAAGAACCGGCGUCCGACAAGAAGGAUCCGCCUGCGCACUGGCCGGACUCGGGCGCCAUCGAGUUCAAGAGUUUCUCGGCCAAAUACUCCGAGGGGGGCAAUGACGUUCUGCGUGAACUCUCGCUGUCUAUCAAGAGCGGCGAGAAAAUCGGAAUAGUCGGGCCUUCGGGCUGCGGCAAGUCGACCCUCUCGCUCGCACUCCUCAGGUUCAUUCUCACGUCGAAGGGCUCCAUCGAGGUCGACGGGCGCCGUCUGUCAGAUACCAACCUCCAGGCAAUUCGGUCCCGCUUCACCCUCGUCCCGCAAGAUCCGACCUUAUUCUCUGGCACGCUGCGCUCGAAUCUCGAUCCGAAUGGCGAGCAUGACGAUGCCACGUUGUGGAACGCCAUCAAGCGUAGCGGGCUCGCAAGGGCGGGCAACGGCGAUGGCUUGUCGCUCGACACGCCCGUAGCGAGUUCCGGCAGCAACUUCUCGCAGGGACAGAGGCAGCUGAUUGGUUUGGCGCGGGCUUUGGUGCGGAAUUCGAGGGUCAUCGUGAUGGACGAAGCCACCGCAAGUCUCGACAACGAGUCAGACGAGCUCGUACAGCGCGUUGUCCGCGAAGAGUUCAGAGGCUGCACGAACUUGACGGUGGCGCAUCGCUUGGAAACAAUCAUCGACUUUGAUCGCGUGCUCGUGCUUCGCGGGGGAAAGGUUGUCGAGUUUGACGCGCCUGCAGCCCUCCUCGACAAGCGAGACGGCGCUUUCAGGGAGAUGGUCGAAGCGACGGGCAACUUUAACGAGCUGAAGCGCAAGGCGCAGAAGGGGAAGGCGAAAGGAGGGAGCGGAUCGAAAGGAGCUUGCUCAUAG
Rhodotorula toruloides NP11 is the source of this 4698-nucleotide messenger RNA. RefSeq names its product ABC transporter. The coding region runs from base 1 to 4698 and encodes 1565 amino acids. The transcript has 15 exons. Gene Ontology annotation, biological process: transmembrane transport. Gene Ontology annotation, molecular function: ATP binding; ABC-type peptide transporter activity; ATP hydrolysis activity. The record is from RefSeq and is a predicted model, not a curated record. Gene Ontology annotation, cellular component: membrane; fungal-type vacuole. Lineage: Eukaryota; Fungi; Basidiomycota; Microbotryomycetes; Sporidiobolales; Sporidiobolaceae.